Molecule: messenger RNA, 1035 nt
Organism: Adineta ricciae
Lineage: Eukaryota; Metazoa; Rotifera; Eurotatoria; Adinetida; Adinetidae
Source: the annotation of a GenBank genome assembly
AUGCACCUGAUUCUGGUCAUUUCUCUCCUUAUCUCCUCAAUCGAUGCCAUUAUCAUCAGUCAAGUUCAUCGAUCUUCUCUCUUUUUCACCAAUUCUUCUUGUGCUCUCCUUUCAAAUAUCACUUUGCCAGCCGGCGCAUCGAUUCAAUCUUGUAUUUGGCAAUGUGCUCACCAAGAUCAAUGUCCAACAGCUGUUUAUUAUCAUGACAAUCGAACUUGUUUGAUGUUUAGUGAGGAUUGUCAAUCUGGUAAUAUAACAUCAUCUGGAGAUGUUCGAGCAAGUGUUAUUUGUUAUCGAAGAAAUCUAGGAUCGAAUAAUCAAUGUUCUCCUCGAGGCUGGACAAAAACUGGAUAUAUGCAUGUUGCACGACGACUUCCUACAGCAUCAGUAUUAUCAAAUGGAAAAGUAUUAGUCACUGGUGGAUUCAACGGUGGUAUUUCACAAAAUAGUGCUGAAUUGUAUGAUCCAUCAACUGGUAAUUGGACAAUGGCUAGAAGUAUGAGUGUUGCACGAUCAUCUCAUACAGCAUCGAUAUUAUCAAAUGGAACAGUCUUAGUCACUGGUGGACUCAACGGUGGUGGUAUUUACCUGAAUAGUGCUGAAUUGUAUGAUCAAUCAGCUGGUAGUUGGACAAUGACUGGAUAUAUGCAUGUUGCACGAGAAUAUCAUACAGCAUCGAUAUUAUCAGAUGGAAAGGUCUUAGUCACUGGUGGAUUCAACAGUGCUAUUUAUCUGAAUAGUGCUGAAUUGUAUGAUCCAUUAACAGGUACUUGGACAAUGACUGGAAAUAUGAGUGUUGCACGAGGAUAUCAUACGGCAUCGAUAUUAUCAAAUGGAAAAGUCUUAGUUACUGGUGGCCAGGAUGGUGGUAUUUACCUGAAUAGUGCUGAAUUGUAUGAUCAAUCAACUAGUACUUGGGCAAUGACUGGAAAUAUGAGUGUUGCACGAUCAUCUCAUGCAGCAGCGACAUUACUCGAUAAAACAGUUUUAGUUAUUGGCGGAUGUUGUCCUCUCAACAGUGCUGAAUUAUAUUGA